UUUUUCUCUCUCUCUCUUGUUUUUAUAUAUACAUAUAUAUACACACUAUACCCUCAAUUUAUAUAUAUACAUUAUGAUGGACGAUCAAAGUAUCUUAAGUAUGGAAGAUAGUAUGAUGCAAACAACUAAACAUCAACCUGUGUUUCGAAUCAUUAUUUGCGGUGAUUCUGGCAUUGGUAAAUCAGCACUUGUUCAAGCAUUGACAUCUACUGAAAUAGGUGGCAAUAUAUCACUUGAACCCAUUGAGACUUAUGCCAAUAAUUUAUGCGUGAUUGACACAUGUGGAUAUGGUGCCAUGUUAAGAGCUGAAGUUGUGUUCCAUCAUGUCAAAUCAUACAUUGAAGCACAAUUUGAAAAGACAAACCAGUUAUUGAACCCAGUGGUCAAAGAAGAAGAUCGUUUGAUGUCUGUACUACAAGCAGCAAGCCAUUGCUUUACGCAUGUCGAUAUUUGCCUUUACCUUAUCAUGGGUCGACUUAAGCCAGUAGAUAUAGAAUAUAUGCGUACGAUUCAUGAUGUAGUGAAUAUUGUGCCUGUGAUCAUCCAAACUGAUCUCACCUUACGCCCUGAACAGAUGACAAAACAACAAACACAAGUACUUGAUUAUCUAGAAACAAACCAUAUCAAGCAUUUUAAGAAAUUGUUUGUUUUGGACUGGUCAAGUACUUCCCGCUCAUUUCACGGGGUGCUAUCCCUAAGGCAGCACUUGUUGCAACAGCAUCAACAUCUCUUAAGAGAAGCAACACUGCAGAAAUUUAUUGUCUGGAAAAGACAACAGGCUUCUCUUAUAAGUUUAUCCGUCUCCUCCUCUACUUGUUCUUCUUCUUGUUCAAACCAUAGUCUACAGGAAAAGAACAAGAUUCGAAUAUCUCAAUAUGUUUCCGAUAGACGCCAUAGUAUGGAAAAGGAACUCUUGAUUCAGGAAAAGAAGUUGAGACAAGAGUUUGAGACAGCAUCAAGGCAGAAAAAGAUGGAGUUUAUUUUAAGAGAAGCAAAUCAACUACUUGUGGCAGAAAACGAGGCGCAAUUUACAACAAGAGAGAGUCCCAUGACUAUCCUUUCUUUGUCUCUUUUGUUGCUAUUGCUGGUUUCAAUUAUUUGCUAUCAAAACAGGCAUUUUUUCUUUACUUUUUCUUUGCCUAAAAUAAAUGUCAUAUGAUAUAUGAGUUCUGAAUCUUGCAUUGGCGGGUAGUCUCCUUAAAAAAAAAAAAGAAAAAAAGUCUGAGUUUGAAUGGUUAUUAUGC
Messenger RNA from Gilbertella persicaria, 1244 nucleotides. RefSeq lists its product as uncharacterized. Lineage: Eukaryota; Fungi; Mucoromycota; Mucoromycetes; Mucorales; Choanephoraceae. The coding region runs from base 74 to 1159 and encodes 361 amino acids. The record is from RefSeq and is a predicted model, not a curated record. Gene Ontology annotation, biological process: cytoskeleton-dependent cytokinesis. Gene Ontology annotation, cellular component: septin complex; cell division site; microtubule cytoskeleton. The transcript is spliced from 4 exons. Gene Ontology annotation, molecular function: molecular adaptor activity; GTP binding; GTPase activity.